This is a messenger RNA of Selaginella moellendorffii, 1348 nucleotides long. RefSeq names its product probable tetraacyldisaccharide 4'-kinase, mitochondrial. Gene Ontology annotation, molecular function: lipid-A 4'-kinase activity; ATP binding. Lineage: Eukaryota; Viridiplantae; Streptophyta; Lycopodiopsida; Selaginellales; Selaginellaceae. The transcript has 7 exons. The coding region runs from base 121 to 1299 and encodes 392 amino acids. The record is from RefSeq and is a predicted model, not a curated record. Gene Ontology annotation, biological process: lipid A biosynthetic process.
CUCGAUGCUGCCCAACAGCGAUUCAAGCCGGUCAAACCCACCACACGAUUCGCAGCUUACAUUUUCAUCGCUAGGCCUUUUGCGCUCAAGAACCCUAAAUCUUAAAUUUUUUUAGGGUUUAUGGUCAUAGCAGCGCGGGAGAAGAAGCGAUUGCGCGAUGCGGUCGUGCGCAUUGCCGCUGCCUCCGAUGCGCGCAGCUUGCCGCUCCUGGAGCGCUGCAUUUCUCCGCUACUGCGGGUGUCCAGCUCGGUGUACGCUGCAGUGGUGCGCGCCCGGCGAAUGCUCUACGAUGCAGGAAUUUUUCGGGCAACGAGACUGCCGGUGCCGGUUGUGAGCGUUGGAAAUGUGACUUGGGGCGGAAAUGGGAAGACACCCAUGGCGGAAUUUCUUGCAUGGUGUUUCGUUUACGCUGGAAUCAAUCCAAUUGUUCUCACAAGGGGGUAUGGAGGCGGGGAUGAAGCUCGAAUGCUGGCGAAGCAUUUUCAAGGCUCUCCCGUCAGGCUUGGAGUUGGAGCUGACAGGGUGAAAUCCGCGCUUUCGAUUCUGGAGCAGUGUGGCAAGCUGGACACGGCCAGAAGAAGAUCGCUUGCCAAGUUGAUCGACUUUGGAGGCAAUCCACCGGCUUGGCCUAGAAACUCUGAGAUUGGAGUUGCCAUUCUUGAUGAUGGUAUGCAGCAUCUCAGGAUAGCAAGGGACGUUGAGAUUGUCAUGGUGAAUGCCGUGACACUGUUUGGAAACGAGAGGAUGAUCCCUUGGGGUCCUCUGCGUGAACCUCUUGAUUCUCUACGACGAGCCCAAGUUAUCGUCGUUCACCACGCAAACCUUGUCUCGACAGAAAGACUCGGAGCCAUUGUAUCCAUCCUGGAAGGCCAUUUGGAUGGAUCAAAGCCAGUUUUUGCCUUCUCCGAGAUGGCUCCGCAACAGUUUUUCUGCCCGUCACAAGAUCGAUCGCUUGCAUUGUCUUCUGUCGAGGGUGCCGUGGUUGUUUGCAUCUCCGGUGUGGGAUGCCCGGACUCCAUGUCUCUCUGCCUCGUUCAGCUUGGAGCUUCGGAAGUUCACAGACUGGAUUAUAAUGAUCACCAUAUAUUUGAAGCGGAGGACAUGGUGGCUAUGGAGGAUAAGAUUUUAGAGCUGAAGAAAAGCACUCGCGAGGUCGUAGUUGCUGUAACAUCUGAAAAGGAUUACUUGCGACACCCCCAAUUGUGGAAGCGUCACGAAGUUUUGGUGCUGUGCUCGGCUCUUAAGGUGAUAAAUUCGCGAGAUUUCAUGGAUUUGCUCGCGAAUACCAUGGCCAAGUAGGAAAAAUUCGAUUUUUACAUUGAGGAUUUAAUGUGAGCCGUGCGAUUCA